GGCGCGGAGGACGCCACCGCCGGCCCCGCGGAGGACGCCACUGCCGGCGCCACCGCCGCGGAGGGAGUCCAGCGACCGUGAUGAUUUCGACAUGAGCCCCAGACCCAGCCGCAGCCGUAGCCGCAGCCGCAGCUACAGCCACCUGUCGGAAGAGACUGACGGGCAUGGGCGUGUCUGGAGGCCGCACGCGUACAGAGAGAUCAACGCCGACCGUGGGUACGGCGAGUACAGCGUCCGCAUCAGUGACUACGACCGCCUCUUCACCUGCCGCGGCUGCCACAACAUGCUCUCCUCGCCGGUCUACCAGUGCUUCAGCGGGCACCUCACCUGCGCGAGGUGCCACGACGAUACCUCGGGGCAGACGCUCUGCAGCUACUGCCUUGCCACCGGCUGCACCCGCAGCCUCGCUGUCGAGGAGUUCCUCUACGGCAUCAGCUUCUCCUGCCGCAACCAGCAGUACGGCUGCGACGCGUUCCUGCUGCACCACCAGAUGCGCGAGCACGAGCGGUCCUGCCACCACGAGCCCUGCUUCUGCCCCGUGCCUCUCUGCGGCUUCGCCGGCCAGACCUACGAGCUCGAGUCCCACCUCGCCACCCUCCACCGCUGGGACGUCGUCGGGUUCCGCUACGGCGAGAGCUUCGAGGCCCCCGUCCACAGCCCGGCCGUCUUCCGCUGCGACGACUACGGCGAGCUCUUCCACAUCCUUGCCUCCCGCGAGGGGUACGGCACCGCGCUCUCCAUGAUCUGCAUCCGCCCUGACAACGCUUGCAAGGAGGAGUUCACCUACGAGCUCAAGGUACCGGCGGGUGGACAGCACCGGCUGCAGAUGCAGUCAACUGUGUGGAACACGUCGCUGCGGUACGGCAUCGGGGAGGGGAGCGACGUGUUCCUGCUCGUCCCUGACAAGCUGCCCGGCAAUGGGAGUGGCAGCGUUGUGGAGGUGUGCAUCAACAAGGCGGCGGCGGCAGGUGCAACCAGUGAUUAGCUCAAGCUACGCGCUCAAUUUACACCUUCUUGGUUACAUCAUUACAUGGUUUAAGGGUUCUAUGCUAUCUGAUUCCCGGAUUAAUACCUGAUGAGGGUGUACCAGAGUUAAGUCUACAGCCGAGGAAACAUGAAUGCCGUGCUUCUUGAUGAUUGCAUCUGCUUAGUCCAUUUUUUUUUUGGAAUGAACAACUUAGUCGUCGAUGGACCUUCUGGUAAUUGAGAUGUGAAUCAUGGGCAUUCAGUGCAUUGCUCAUAUCUAGAUAUAGUUUUUUUUAGGUGAAAGAGAAAAUUGGAUAAGAAGAAUCCUCAGGUAAGGUUUCCUUUUCAUCAACUCUUGUAUGAGCAGAUACCUUCCCCACCAGAUGUGGUGCAUUUGUGAAUGUGACGAUCUUGAUGACUA
Lolium rigidum is the source of this 1387-nucleotide messenger RNA. RefSeq names its product putative E3 ubiquitin-protein ligase SINA-like 9. The record is from RefSeq and is a predicted model, not a curated record. The transcript is spliced from 2 exons. Bases 92 to 985 code for a protein of 297 amino acids. NCBI's taxonomy places the organism in Eukaryota, Viridiplantae, Streptophyta, Magnoliopsida, Poales, Poaceae. Gene Ontology annotation, molecular function: zinc ion binding.